Messenger RNA from Lagopus leucura (white-tailed ptarmigan), 918 nucleotides. Its product is annotated as N-acetyllactosaminide beta-1,6-N-acetylglucosaminyl-transferase-like. Bases 1 to 918 code for a protein of 305 amino acids. NCBI's taxonomy places the organism in Eukaryota, Metazoa, Chordata, Aves, Galliformes, Phasianidae. Gene Ontology annotation, cellular component: membrane. Gene Ontology annotation, biological process: transforming growth factor beta receptor signaling pathway. The transcript has a single exon. The record is from RefSeq and is a predicted model, not a curated record. Gene Ontology annotation, molecular function: acetylglucosaminyltransferase activity.
AUGAGUCUGACGGUGGCUGUGGUACUGCUGGGUGCCGCCGCGCUGCUGAGGCGCCGUGGAAGGAGCGGGGCAGGCGCUGGUAGCUCUGCUGAGGGCGCAGCGCUGGAGCGAGCGUGUGGCACGCUGCUGGCCGGGCAGGCUCCCACGCUGCAGGAUGGGGGGCUGCGACCUUCGGCCAGGGACUCCUCCUGCAGCGAGUACGUGUCCCACAGCCACUACAUCACCCGGGUGCUGUCAGCCGAGGAGGCGGCCUUCCCCCUGGCCUACAUCAUCACCCUGCACAAGGAGUUUGAGACCUUCGAGCGGCUCUUCAGGGCAGUCUACAUGCCCCAAAACGUCUACUGCAUCCAUGUGGAUGGCAAGGCGCCAGCCGCUUUGCAGCAAGCGGUGCGGCGCCUGGUGGGCUGCUUCCCCAACGCCUUCCUCGCCUCCCGCACGGAGCGGGUGGUCUACGGCGGUGUGUCCCGCCUGCGGGCCGACCUGCACUGCAUGAGGGACCUGCUGGCCUCGGCCGUGCCCUGGCGCUACCUGCUCAACGCCUGCGGGCAGGACUUCCCCUUGAAGACCAACUGGGAGAUCAUCCAGCAUCUGAAAGCCUACAGGGGGAAGAACAUCACUCCCGGAGUGCUGCCACCAGCACACGUCACUGCACGCACCCGCUUCAUGCACCUGGAACGGGGUGGGAGCAACGUCUCAGGGCUGGUCACCCCUCAGGUGCACAAGGCUCCUCCACCACACAACCUGACCCUCUACUUUGGUUCUGCGUACAUUGCGGUCACCCGGCCCUUUGUAGAGUUUGUGCUGCAAGACCCGCGUGCCAUCGACUUGCUGGCGUGGUCUGAGGACACCUACAGCCCCGAUGAGCACUUCUGGGUGACGCUCAACAGGAUCCCAGGUAGGCUGUGGGGUCCUGUCUAG